CUCGGGACAGGAACUCGGUGAAGGUCUCUUGACUGAAGGAGGGCAGAAGGGUUUGUAGAGAAUUGGACUUGUAACAGCCUUUAAAAAGGCAGCUGCAUAUGCAGAUGUGACGUUGAAGGAGCUAACUGCGUUUGGUUUAGCCAUGUUUGUAGACUAGGCUUAUCCAGAAAUUUUGAAUGGGAGUCAUUUGUCACUUGUACCGCUUUUAAUGCCCACAAGGGGGAGCAGUGAGGCAAAAAUUGAUUUUUUUCUCCCCCUUAGGUAGGGAUGUUGACCAGCCCUUUGCUUAUUCUAAGAACAGUGUUUAAAAUGUACUGAAAGUUUCCGUGUGAACAUCUUGUCUCCCUGUAGUUGUAACUUUGAAAAUAUUUCAGUUAUUAGAGUUCAGUUCAUUGAUUCGGAUUCUCCUUUGUAUAUAUGUGACGAAAAAUCUGUUAAGAGUGCAAACUAGGCAUAUACCAGAAGAGAAUGUACAUGGUAGGUUGUCUUGGAGUAGUGACCAAGGCUUGUCUGCCUGUAGUUUUCCAGUCUUACACCCACAUCUCCUUUUCCUGAACUGCCCGUGUCCUGCAGCAGCAGCAGCCUUGACCAUGACUGCCUGUGUCUGAUGCACCCUGUUCUCUGGCUGCACUUGAGACACUGAGGAUGCUAGCGAAACUGACCUGGCAAAGCAUGAUGAAGACGACUAUGUAGAAAUGAAGGAACAGAUGUAUCAGGAUAAACUGGCUUCUCUCAAGAGACAGUUGCAACAACUGCAGGAAGGCACGCUGCAGGAGUACCAGAGGAGGAUGAAGAAGCUGGACCAGCAGUACAAGGAGAGGCUGCGCAACGCGGAACUCUUCCUCCAGCUGGAAACUGAACAAGUGGAAAGAAAUUACAUUAAAGAAAAGAAGGCAGCAGUGAAAGAAUUUGAAGACAAGAAGGUUGAGCUGAAAGAGAACCUAAUUGCUGAGCUAGAAGAAAAGAAGAAAAUGAUUGAAAAUGAAAAGCUAACAAUGGAACUGACUGGAGAUUCUAUGGAAGUGAAACCCAUCAUGACCAGAAAGUUGCGGAGGCGACCAAAUGAUCCUGUCCCCAUUCCAGACAAGAGGAGAAAACCUGCUCCUGCCCAGCUAAACUAUUUGUUAACGGAUGAACAGAUCAUGGAGGAUCUGAGAACGUUAAAUAAGCUUAAGUCACCCAAGAGACCAGCAUCUCCAUCCUCUCCUGAACACUUGCCUGCCACACCAGCUGAGUCUCCAGCCCAGAGAUUUGAAGCCCGGAUAGAAGAUGGCAAAUUGUACUAUGAUAAAAGAUGGUACCACAAGAGCCAAGCCAUCUAUCUGGAGUCCAAGGACAACCAGAAACUGAGCUGUGUAAUCAGCUCUGUCGGAGCUAAUGAGAUCUGGGUGAGAAAGACCAGCGACAGCACCAAGAUGAGGAUUUACUUGGGCCAGCUUCAGCGUGGGCUCUUUGUGAUCCGCCGGAGGUCAGCGGCUUGACUUUCUACAGUGCUCUACUUCCCUUGACCCUUUUUCUGGAGUGGUUUUUGGUUUUUGGUUUUGUUUUGUUUUCUUCUUAAUAGAAAGUUUUUAACUUGGGAAUUGCUCCUUGGCCUUGGACAAUGGAGAACACUCUUGUGGAUUCUGCAAGGCACUUUCGUGGCCAGUCGCUUCCAUCUUUGUUUCAUUCUUUACUGCCUCGACUUCUUCCAACCAGUCACCAUGAGACGAUUUUACUUUCAGGAGUAUUGGGAGUUUAAUUUACUUAUUUGUUUAUUUUUUUUUGUUUUGUGUGUGUUUUUUUUCCAAGCUUCCUUUGAGUUUGAAGGGACAUUUCUUUUUAUUAAUUGUCUUCAGGUCUUUUUACCAUGAAGAGGAGCAGGAAGGGGGGAUACACUCUCCAGUGGAUUUUCAUGUUUUGAAUCUGAUUAGUGGAUCAUGUAGCUACUCCCCUUGUCAAGCCCAAUUCGGUAUUUCCCCAGAAGCUUGGGGCAGAGGUCCUAGCAGAAGGAGAUUAAUUCUCCUGGCUCUCAGCCUUCUCAGAGAAAUAAAUGCCUUGUGUAACAUCUGGCGGAGUAUGCCAUCCACUCCACUGGUUGAACGACAGAAAAAUUUGCCUGGGGGACUACGUGCACUGAAGUAAUUGGGGCUGCGGGGAGGAAGCGGCUCAUAUUCACAAUGUGUUGAAGGUACCAUAUUUUAAAUGUUAUUUAAUGCAAGUGGUUUAUUCACACACAGUUGUUUUAUUUUAGCUCGAACUGGAAACAAGAAGUGGUCAUUUCAGAUGGUUUCGUUUGCAAUUCAUUUUCCCAGCUCCCGAGUGGGUGAAGUGGUACCUGCCAUGGGCUCAUUAUCUGGGUUAUCUAUUGAGGGUGGGGAGGUGAGAUUGAUAGUGCAAUAACCAGUUAUCUACAGACUCUCACUCAUGAUUCAAAUUGCACUCUUCACUGAUGCUGUUAUUGCACAUUGGCCAUUCCAAACCCAUGGAACCUUGUUGGCUCUCGCAGCCUCCAGGAGAUCUCCCAGGAGGUCUGGCCCAGGCCAAAGACAGAGAAGGCUCUGCCGUGGCUGCCACUAAACCUACACUCUUCCUGAUGAAUCCUGAUGAAACAGCCUCCCCUGCACUCCCUGCUCCCUUUCCCUCACUCCUAAACUAGAGAUACAACUUAUUGGGUGAUGGGGUUUUUAAUAUUCUAGUUGCCACCUUACAAUGUUUAUGAAGUUUUGGGGGUUAGAGCACGUGUAAGCAUUUCUAUGGGCAAUCAGUAGACUUUGACACGUCCUAGGAAACUUUUGCAAGUAACUCCUUUGGUCUCAAGCGAUUCUCUUUGUGUUGUCUCUUGAUUUACACACCCCAAUGCAAGUUGGGGCUGUGAUGACAAGUAAAUCACCUUCUGCAAAGUCCUGGCUUCAACAGAGACCAAACCUUACUGACUUGGAGACUUGUACAGAUAUAUUUUUGUUUCAAUUUAUAAUCUAUUUUUUCUUUUUCUUUUUUUUCUGGUUGAGGCUCAUUUAAAGACAGGAUAAAUAAUGCUGUUCAUCAAAAGUUGCCUGGGCUUUUUGUGUUUUUUCUCUGUCCCCAGACCUUCAUUGUUAAGAUGUUUUUGCUGCUGCUUGGCGGCCUUUUUCUGUUCGG
Miniopterus natalensis is the source of this 3120-nucleotide messenger RNA. NCBI's taxonomy places the organism in Eukaryota, Metazoa, Chordata, Mammalia, Chiroptera, Miniopteridae. The record is from RefSeq and is a predicted model, not a curated record.